CUCCCACAGAUACACUACCAUCUUCCAUCGAGCAGCCGAUCUCCGCUACCAAGAAUUUCAGCUAGAUACUUGAAAUGUCGUCGAGCGAGCAGGUCAGAGCGUCUCACAUAUUGAUCAAGCAUGAAGGAUCCAGGCGGAAGUCGUCCUGGAGGGAUCCCGAGGGCAGCCGCAUCUCUGCCACCAGCAGGGAUGAAGCUGUAACGCAGCUCAAAACCAUCCGAGAUGAUAUACUUUCUGGAAAAGCAAAAUUCGAAGAUGUGGCAUCUCGAAUCUCUGACUGCAGCUCUGCCAAGCGUGGUGGCGAUCUUGGUCCCUUUGGCCGUGGUCAGAUGCAGAAACCAUUUGAAAAUGCUACAUACAGUUUGAAGGUCGGUGAAAUUAGCGACAUCGUUGACACAGACAGCGGGGCUCACAUAAUACUAAGAACAGGUUGACACAACCUUGGGCAAGGAAAAGAUUAAAGGAAAGCCCUUCAGAAUCAAGACUAUGUCUCUUAAGACUCUUUGCAUCCUGUUAUUUCAUCCUUUUUAUAAUUCCAAAAUACUCUCCAACACUGUAUUCCUAUUUCUCUCUGUUUGGCAAAGACUUUAUUAAAUUUCCCAAUGCACAAUGGUAAAUAACCAGGACAGACAGAGUUCUCUUCCAGAAAUUUUAAGCAUUGCUGCUACCAUUAUGGAUUUAGAACUAUUAGAUAUUGUUAAGAAUAUGAUAUCAUUAUUAGGGUGGUGUCACUAAUUUCCUCUUCUUGCAAUAUUAUAGUCUGUGUACA
Andrographis paniculata is the source of this 769-nucleotide messenger RNA. Its product is annotated as peptidyl-prolyl cis-trans isomerase Pin1-like. Gene Ontology annotation, molecular function: peptidyl-prolyl cis-trans isomerase activity. Lineage: Eukaryota; Viridiplantae; Streptophyta; Magnoliopsida; Lamiales; Acanthaceae. The record is from RefSeq and is a predicted model, not a curated record. Bases 75 to 434 code for a protein of 119 amino acids. The transcript has 2 exons. Gene Ontology annotation, cellular component: nucleus; cytosol.